UUCUCACUGCACUUGAUGAGAGUUGCUGAAAUUUGCUGGCUGCUGCUCCCACCACAACUUCUCCUUAUUUGGCUCCAGCUGCAGGUACUGCUUACCUACAUCAUACACAAACACUGUCCAACAUUUCCAACGACAUGUCACCCUAGGCUGCAGAUAAACUGUUACAUCAUUGUCGGAGUGUACUGUACAGCACAACCUCCAGAUUUGGGCACACGAACAAGGGGAACAAACCAAUAUUGACGAUCAGAAUGCGCGAAUUAAAUUGUCUCUGUGUGUGAGUGUGUGUUUGUGUGUGUGCGU
Aspergillus saccharolyticus JOP 1030-1 is the source of this 300-nucleotide messenger RNA. RefSeq lists its product as uncharacterized. Bases 16 to 240 code for a protein of 74 amino acids. Lineage: Eukaryota; Fungi; Ascomycota; Eurotiomycetes; Eurotiales; Aspergillaceae. The transcript has a single exon. The record is from RefSeq and is a predicted model, not a curated record.